Pyrus x bretschneideri (Chinese white pear) is the source of this 2150-nucleotide messenger RNA. Its product is annotated as transcription termination factor MTEF18, mitochondrial-like. Bases 331 to 2133 code for a protein of 600 amino acids. The record is from RefSeq and is a predicted model, not a curated record. The transcript has a single exon. Gene Ontology annotation, molecular function: double-stranded DNA binding. Lineage: Eukaryota; Viridiplantae; Streptophyta; Magnoliopsida; Rosales; Rosaceae. Gene Ontology annotation, biological process: regulation of DNA-templated transcription.
GCUGAGAUUUGGUUCUCAGACAGCCGAAAAAAAAACCCCCAAAAUAUUUCCUUCGAGUGGGCACGUUCAGUUCUAAAACCCUACUGACCCCUGACCCCGCAACAAAAAAGUGCUAAAACCCUUCGGGCAGAGUCAGAGAACAACUCAAUCGGCAUCGGUACCAGAAGCUCCUGCAAAAUCUCGCCGAGUAUUGGUCCCAUGCUUGAUGUUCGUCAAAAGCCCAAGGUAAUACUUCGUACAGAGACUCCAUAUUUAUUUGUGUUAACCUGAAAAUCUGGGCGUUUUAGGCACAUAUAGUAAUUACUAGGUUGGAAUCUCUUCAAAUUUGUCAUGACCCAUUUGCAGAAACUCAGAUUAGCAUCUGUUCGCAAAUGGGUUUCGUUGAAUUGUUGCGAAAACCGUGUUAGAUCACCUCUAAUCCCAUUUCAGCCAAUUGGGUAUUUCUGCAAUGCCCCAACCUUUAGAACGUACAGUACCAAUGGAGCUUCUGCAAAUGAGAAUUCCAAAAGUUCGGAUAAAACUUCGAGUGGUAAGGGAGGAAAUGCUGUUCGAAUUUCUUAUUCCAUUCGAAAAGAAGCGGAAGCUGCAUUGUUGGAUUAUUUGCAUGGUACUAGAGGGUUGCAGUUCACGGAUGCAGAGAAUAUGAGUAAAAACUCGCCUCGCUUUCUCGACAAGCUUCUGAGACAGGUUGAUAUUGAAAAAGAAAUUCUUGCAAAGAAGAAUAAUCAGAAAGAUAUUGGGCGGGCAAUUGCGCGGUUCUUGCGGUACCAUCCUAUUAACGAAUUUGAGCCUUUCUUUGAGAGUUUGGGUUUGAAUCCUUCUGAGUAUUCUCCGCUUCUUCCACGCAGUUUGACGUUUUUGACUGAUGAUAAGUUAUUAGUGCACAAUUAUACUGUACUAUGUGAUUAUGGAAUUGCACGCAGUAAGAUAGGAAAGAUUUACAAGGAAUGGACAGAAGUCUUUCAAUAUGACUUUGAGGUUUUAACAUCGAAACUUAAAGCUUAUCAAGAACUAGGUCUUAGCCAAUCUACUUUUGGUAAGUUUAUAGUUGCUACUCCUUGUCUUUUAAUUGGGGAUGUAAAUGUUGAAUUUGUUAAGGUUUUGGAAAAAUUGCAGAGUUUUGGAUUUAAAACCAUUUGGAUUGAAGGUAAUUUGUCAGCAGAUAGUUCUCAUAAUUGGAGCCGGAUGCUUGAAGUUCUUAGUUUGUUUAGUGAGAUGGGUUGCAGUACCGAACGGUUGGGUCAAUUGAUUGGUCAGCACCCAGAUAUUUUGUUUGAUGGUUCUGGUGAAAAAACGCUUUCACUAAUUGGGUUCUUACUGAAAUUUGGAUCCACAAAAAGCCAGCUGUGUUCAAUAUUUCUGCAAUUUCCACAGAUUCCAGUUGUGAAAUUUGUUUCAAAUUUAAGACAAUGCAUUUUGUUCCUGAAUGAGAUUGACAUGAAUGUUGCAGAGAUUGGGAAGAUUGUCCAUUCCCACCCCCUGCUUCUCGGUUCUUGUUCUUUGAAAAAAACCGUCAGUUUACUCUCAAACUUGAACGCUGGGAAGAAAAGAUUGUGUACAUGCAUCCAGAAGAACCCACAAGUAUUGAAGAAUUGGGUUUUGGGUAAAAGAGUUGAGCGAAUUCCAGACUCGGGAGACGACCUUAGAUCAAAGAUACAAAAGAUUAAGUUUUUGUUGGAUGCAGGAUUUGUAGACAACUCAGACAAUAUUAAAGAAGCACUGAAAGCAUUUCGCGGCAAGGGAAUGGAGCUUCAGGAAAGAUUUGAUUGUAUUGUUAAAGCUGGUUUAAGUCCAGAGGAUGUCUGUACAAUGAUUAAAAUAAGCCCUCAAAUUCUUAACCAGACAAAGGAUAUCAUUGAAGAGAAGAUUGAUUUUCUUGUAAAUCAAUUGGUUUACCCCAUUUCGACUUUGGUGACCUUCCCAAGAUAUCUUUCCUAUAAGAUUGAAAGGGUCCAGCUUAGGACAUUGAUGUACAAUUGGCUCAAGGAUCAUGGAACAGCUGAUCCUCGGCUUAACCUUAGCACUAUUAUUUCUUGCUCAGAUAAAUGUUUUGUUAGUUCUUAUGUAAAUCGUCAUCCUAGUGGUCCUCAAGUGUGGGAGGAUUUGAAGAAUGAAAUUUAUUCCAAGAAUUAAGCUAUUUAUUGCCUCUA